This is a messenger RNA of Mugil cephalus (flathead mullet), 6621 nucleotides long. RefSeq names its product SHOC2 leucine rich repeat scaffold protein (gene shoc2). The transcript is spliced from 9 exons. The record is from RefSeq and is a predicted model, not a curated record. The coding region runs from base 457 to 2205 and encodes 582 amino acids. Gene Ontology annotation, molecular function: protein binding. NCBI's taxonomy places the organism in Eukaryota, Metazoa, Chordata, Actinopteri, Mugiliformes, Mugilidae.
CGGGGAGGGAGGGGAGCGGAGCAGCAGUGUAGGAAAAGAGGAGGAAGCAGCAAGGAUGGCGGAGUCACACCUCUGAAGCCACAACAGAGGGAUUAUAAAAAAACUUGGUGAACUUUGCAGCCUGAAAGAACUUGUCUCUGGAGGUCCUGGGAUUGUAUGUAGUUCAAACACUUAAGCAUGUGGCUCAUGGAUGCCACGAUCCAGAUCCAGCUACUUCAAAGGAUUUUUUCUCCUAUGGCAUUUUAACAACGGAACAAAGUAUCAUAAGUAUCCAAAAAAAAAAAACCUUUGGAUCACAAAACCUUUAUUUGAAGGGUGAUCAUAAAUGUGUGGGCCUGCACAGGGAUGUUUUCUUUAAAGGCCUCCUUGGCUGUUGUUGUCCCUUUUAUUCUGAAUAAAUAACCUGACAAGAGAGACUCUCAUGAGCAACUCUGCAGGAGGCCCGAUAACGUCGACAUGAGUAGUACUUUAGGUAAAGAAAAAGAUUCAAAAGAAAAGGACCCCAAAGGUGGUCCAGCGGGUAAAGAAAGGGAAAAGGAGGCCAAGGCUUUGGCGAGCCUAGUCAAGGAUGGGGGCAAAGAAGCUAAGACCAAAGGGAAAGAUGCCAAAGAAGGAAAGAAGGACACUAGCAGCUCAACACCGGGUGUUGCCUUCUCUGUUGACAAUACGAUAAAGCGGCCAAACCCGGCACCAGGUACACGCAAGAAAUCCAGUAAUGCAGAGGUGAUCAAAGAGCUCAACAAAUGUCGGGAGGAGAACUCAAUGAGACUGGACCUAUCCAAACGGUCCAUUCACAUGCUGCCCACCUCCAUUAAGGAGUUGACGCAGUUGGCUGAACUCUACCUAUACAGCAACAAGCUGCAGAGCCUGCCAGCUGAGGUGGGCUGCCUAUCGGGUCUGGUCACUCUGGCCCUCAGCGAGAACUCUCUGACCAGUUUGCCUGACUCCUUGGACUGCCUGAAAAUGCUUCGAAUGCUCGACCUCCGGCACAACAAGCUGAGAGAGAUACCAGCUGUCGUCUAUCGACUGACGUCUCUGACCACUCUGUACCUGCGCUUCAAUCGCAUCACAACUGUGGAGAAGGACAUCCGAAACCUAUCCAAGCUCACCAUGCUUAGCAUCCGAGAGAACAAGAUUAAACAGCUACCUGCAGAGAUAGGGGAGCUAUGCAGCCUAAUUACUCUCGAUGUUGCUCAUAAUCAAUUGGAACACCUACCGAAGGAGAUUGGAAAUUGCACACAGAUAACCAACCUUGACCUGCAGCACAAUGAGCUCUUGGACCUCCCAGAGACUAUAGGCAAUCUUGCAAGCAUAAAUCGCUUAGGUCUGAGAUACAAUAGAUUGUCAGCUAUUCCCAAAUCAUUAGCCACAUGUCGAGAACUGGAGGAGCUAAAUCUUGAAAACAACAACAUUUCUGUGUUGCCAGAGGGCCUGCUGUCAAGUUUGGUAAACCUGACAAGUUUAACGCUGGCGAGGAACUGCUUCCAGUCAUACCCUGUGGGUGGGCCGUCCCAGUUCUCCACCAUUUAUUCCCUCAACAUGGAGCACAACCGUAUAAACAAGAUCCCCUUUGGGAUAUUCUCCAGGGCCAAAGUGUUGAGCAAGCUUAACAUGAAGGACAACCAGCUGACAUCUCUGCCGUUGGAUUUUGGCACAUGGACUACCAUGGUUGAGCUUAACCUGGCCACCAAUCAGCUGACUAAGAUCCCAGAGGAUGUCUGUGGACUUGUCUCCCUUGAGGUGUUAAUAUUGUCCAAUAAUCUUCUCAAGAAGUUACCGCAUGGUAUUGGGAAUUUGAGAAAGUUACGAGAACUUGACUUGGAGGAAAACAAGUUGGAAUGUCUACCUAAUGAAAUCGCUUACCUUAAAGAUUUACAGAAAUUGGUGUUGACAAAUAAUCAGCUGACAACGUUACCCAGAGGCAUCGGCCAUCUCACCAACCUGACUCAUCUUGGUUUGGGGGAGAACCUCCUGCAACACCUUCCUGAAGAGAUUGGCACACUGGAGAACCUGGAGGAACUGUACCUCAACGACAACCCCAACCUGCACAGCCUCCCGUUCGAGCUGGCCCUCUGCAGCAAGCUGUCCAUCAUGAGCAUCGAGAACUGUCCCCUGACCCACCUGCCGCCUCAGAUCGUUGCAGGAGGACCUUCCUUCAUCAUCCAGUUCCUCAAGAUGCAAGGACCAUACCGUGCCAUGGUCUGAGCCAAGAGCAGCUCGAUGCCAGUCCUGCUAACUCCAAACCCUCUGAUCGCUCUGCACCCUUUUCGCCUGCCCGCCCCCACUACGUGUAUCAUACACUGUAAAGAAAACAGACUCGCCAGCGUUGGUGUCGGGGGUGUGAAUUCAAGGAGGAGGUUGAUGAGGAAAACAUUUCUUUCACCAUCCUUGGGCAGAAAUAAGGCGAAUUUUUAGAAACUUGACUUCUGUGAUGCUCCAGAGUUUAUCACGGUCAUUUUAGGACCCCAGCAACCACCAAGCCCCCUCUCAUCUGUCAUUCCAAAUCAUGCGAGAGGAAAAUAUUUCCAUCUAUUUGCCAAAACUGAAGAUAUAUAAAGUUAUAUAUAUUGAGUAACUGUGAGCUAAGUGGCAAGUCUUUCAACCAUAUAAACCGUGCUCCCAUUGCCAAUGUAUUUACAGUAAUUACAAGCAUCUAUUAUGUGAGCAAGGAUACAACUGUAUGCAAAAACAAACAAAAAAAGUCUUUGGAACUUUUCAUUUACUGCUGCUGCCGUAAUUUAAACUUUGUCAUCUUGUUGUACUUUCUUUUGAUAUUCCCUUUUUUUUUUAUACAUAAUUCUCCCUCGACAUAACUUAUGUUAACUGCUUCUUGACCAUAAAGAACAAAGGUCUAAUGAUGGGUGUGCUUAUAAUUUGAUUUUGUAUUUUCUUUUCCUUUUUUUUUUUUUUUAACCUUAUGUUUUAAAAGAAACAAAACUGUGCCUAUGUUUAGAGUGAUCCAGUGGCUCAUUUCUAAACACAAUUGUCCAUGAGAAUACAAAGAUAUAAAUUAUUUCAGUAACUUUUUUUAUUAUUAUUAUUAUUACUGCUGUUUUUACCUUUUGUUUUUAUUUUCUUCAUAAUUUUUAGUGACCCUCUUGCAUUAACCCGUCACUAUUAGUUGUGGAAUCGGGAGACCUUUUUUAAACCUAUAGCAGCAGUAGUUGUUCAAAAUUAAGCUAGUAAUGUAUACAUAUGAGAAAUGCCAAUCACUCAUGCUUGAAGAGAGGACAACCUGGACUCUUUGAAAAACAGGUGGCACUGCAGCCCUGUCUUUACUGAUUGAAUCCAACAAGGAAAGGUGUUGGGGGAGUCAAACAUACAUAGGUGAUGGGAUAAAUCGAUGUCUUUUUAAUGUAUGUAUACGAAUCCUGGUUGUUGCCUUGAGUACAAUUUUUUUUUUUUUUUUUUUUUUUUUUUUUUAGUCCUGUUUACUCAUAUGAUAUUCAGUGUUGCGUAGCUGUCACCCAGUUGAUCAUUGACCAACAUAUCAAGCGUUUUCAAGUGAUGAACCUCUGGAGCUUCAGAAAAAGAUUUGAUAAUAAAACAUUGACAGGUAACUCCUUCCGGACACUUACUUUUUUUUCCUUUUAAUGUUUUCUUUGACGUGGUCUCCUGAGAAUAUAAAUUGCAUUAAGGAAAAUACUCCCUUGAUUUAUAUUGAUUUGUAAUUUAACUUUUUUCAACAUCUUUUGUCCCACACUGUCCCAGCAAUGCUGCUGCUCUUAUGCACUUUUUUUUUCUUUUUUCUUUUUUUAAAUUGAAGACAUUGGCAUCCUCUAUAUAAAGACGAAAACGCAAUAGCCUCUCAUUGGUUAUUUUAAAUGAGGGGCGUUUUGUUUCAUAAGUAUUUUAUCUGUUGAAACGGUUUAACCUGUAAAUUUGUAUCGAUUAAAUAUUUGUUUUGUGGGCUCAGAAUAUAUCAUUAACUUUCUUUGGGGAAGUUUUAUCCUGUCGAUCUUAAAAGGAGCUUGCUCUCUUGAACUGUAAAAGGGUCUCUGAGACAUUUUAAGAUUCCCACAUCCUGCAAGAUAAAAAGGCUUCUGCCGAUUCAGAUGAGCAUAGUUUAUUUUAAAUUAAGUGUUUUUCUUUUUCUAAACGAUGAAAAAUGUAUUCAGUUAGUAUUAUUUCAAUGGACUGUACAUUAAAAAUCCCAACAAUAGGUAAUCAAACUUUUUUUUUUUUUUUUUUUUGGAAAUUGUUUUGCAUCCCAGUUCCUUAUCCAAUCAUGAUUCUGUUUUUCUAUUGAACUGUGUGGGUCGACUUUCUUUGCAGCAGCUAGGUGUGUUUUGGUGGCAUGUGGUCCGGCCUCCUGGGCGGAAUUAGGGGUGAGGGGUGAGAGGGGAGGUGGGGUUGCAAAACGCUGCUUCUAUUUUACCAGCAGAACCUGUUGCUGCUUUUCAUGGACUUCAAACAUAUGCUGUCGGUGACGGAGGGAGCCGAGCAGGGCGAGGAGGAGGCGGGAACCGAUCCACUCCCAACACUGACUCAAAAAACCUGACCAGGGGACAAAUCCACUGACCUUUUUUUUUUUUUUUUUUGAUUUGGCGUCAGGCCCGGUGGUUUUCACACAGAUCAAAUCGUUCGGACACAACGAUGCGACGACACAACAACAAGGUGCAUAUUUGAGCUUAACGCAGUUACAGUACAACGAGACUGUCGGAAAAAGACAAAAAAAUUGUAAAAAGGGCUUUCUGUGUUCACGCUCAACAACACACCGGAGGCAUUGCAUUCCUGGGUUUUAUAUAAAAGCUUUGGAAGUUUCUCUCUUUUUUUUUUUUUUUGGUGUAUUUACUUUUAGCUGUAAACAAUUGUGUGAAAAAUGCCUUCAACGAGUACUCAAAAGUGAGAUGUGCAUUAGGUAUGCAGCGUGAGUGCUGUGACCCAUUUUUACAUUCAGUCUCUCUGUUUUGACUUUUUUCCAUGUGCCAUUUUGCAAGGUUGAGAAUGAAUUUCAGUGCAUGAAGGCGCAGAGGAUGAUGGGAGGUGAAUCCGAGGCGGGCUAAAUCGACUGGAGAGCAUUUAUCUGAUCGUGGAAUGUAGUUUUAACGUGCUGUCGGGCCGAGAUGGAGAACACCCUACUGGCCCGUCCGGUCAGAGGCACGACUCGUUGCUGGAUCAAAGCGAUGACGUGUUGCAUACUGGUGCAUCCAAAAUAAUUGGGAGUAUUUGUGUUUAUUUUUCUAUUGUCCGUGAUUUUAGGCCAUGGAGAGCAUCGCAGAAUCAAAGUCUUUUCGCUCCUUUUUUGCUUUCUUUCUUUCUGUUCCCUGUUCACUUUCUUGCCUGGUUAUUUUGUACAGGAAACAAGCAUGUUGAACACAUAUUUGACAUGAUUUGUCUGGGUCAGAAUCAGGCGUUUCUGCAUAGAAGACUUGGAUUUAGUGGCUAUUUGGUGUAUCUGCAAAUGCUCCUUUUUUGUAUAUUGCGAAGGGUGUUGGAAGCAUUGUGUGGCAAUGCUUCUCCUACUUAAUCUACAUUGACAAGCAGCCUUAAUGGUCUUUUUUUAUGUGUUCGUUUGGCUAUUCCUUGUGUCUAUGGCCACUGACUGUACUUGAUGACAAGCAACUGGUCGUUACGAUGUAAAUUUGGGUCUAGUUUCUUCUGUCUUAUUUUUCCUUUUACUCUGUACAGUAAACUGGUAGACUCAGUAUUACAAGAUCUGUAAUGUGAUGAGAGUUUUACAUGAAGAGUGCAAUGGAAGAUGAUGCCAUUAUGCUAAGUGGAUGUGCAUUAGCUUACGUCUCGCUUGUCUUUGGCAUUAAAGGGGAAUUCCACCAAAACUGACUUGCAUUGUUAUUUUACUAGAAACAUUUAUCUGUGUUUCAAUUUGAUCUACAGUUUAUAUCAUAUUAAAGUUAGACACAUUAGACAGAAUUAAGCUUCUUUUAGGUUCACAUAAUCUUCAUGGUGAGAGCACAUAACAUCAAACACUUUUUUUCUUUUUUCCCAAAUUCUCAGUUUUGGUGGAACGGCCCUUUGAUGUGAAGCUGCCCUCUCUUUCCCCACUGCAUCUGAUCCCCAUCCGCUCCACCUCUCUAUAGUGACUUCACACAUUUACUUGACUGCCUUACGCGCACCAAGCAAAACCUUUAUGACCGUUUAAACAACAGAAACAGAUAAUCAUUUCUUCUUUCUUUAACGUCAGUAAAGGGACCUUGGAUCGAACAGAUGUUAAAAGUUUUUUUUUUUUUUUUUUGGGUCAGUUGUCUCUUGACUGGACGAGCAGAUGCAGACAUGACUACCUCUAUGUGAGUCUCCAUUGCUAACCACAGUGACCAAGAUCCAGUCUGAGGGGUUUCUACCUGUGUUGGGAUUCGGACCAGCAACUCAGCAACAGUUUGUUUUAACACAGCACCCUCCUGUUGUUUUACUUUGGAUAUAUGCCUUUACUAAAGCAUUAUCUGGCAAAUGGAAAAGAGGACAGUGAAGACACUGAUGUUACCGUACCUGCUUGGUUGUAAAUGACAGACUUAAUCAAUGCCGCCCCAUUGUAAGACAGUUACCCUGGAACCAACUAGUUGCAGAGUGCUACUUUGCAAAUGAGUGAAAAUGACCAUGUUUGGUGGUGUUCUGUAUGUACAUACAUCUUUUUAACUGUAAUAAACUGAUAAAUAUUUACAA